Messenger RNA from Miniopterus natalensis, 3504 nucleotides. RefSeq names its product ribonuclease P/MRP subunit p14 (gene RPP14). Gene Ontology annotation, molecular function: ribonuclease P RNA binding. NCBI's taxonomy places the organism in Eukaryota, Metazoa, Chordata, Mammalia, Chiroptera, Miniopteridae. Gene Ontology annotation, cellular component: multimeric ribonuclease P complex; nucleolus. The record is from RefSeq and is a predicted model, not a curated record. Gene Ontology annotation, biological process: tRNA 5'-leader removal.
GGGCCUCUGUACAGCGCGGCCGCGGAAGCCGAGGGCGGCUGCGGGGACUGAGCCGGACCACGCGUGCAGAGCGCAUGCGCUGGGCGUCAGGUGUAAUCGGCAUUGGAAAGGAUGCCAGCCCCAGCUGCUACGUAUGAAAGAAUCGUUUACAAAAAUCCCUCUGAGCACCACUACAUGAAAGUCUGCCUAGAAUUUCAAGAUCAUGGGGUUGCACUGAAUGCUGCACAGUUCAAGCAGCUGCUUAUUUCAGCCCUGAAGGACCUGUUUGGGGAGGUUGAUGCUGCCUUACCCUUGGACCUGCUAACCUACGAAGAGAAGACUUUGUCAGCCAUCUUGAGAAUAUGUAGCAGUGGUCUUGUCAAAUUGUGGAGCUCUUUGACCCUGUUAGGAUCCUAUAAAGGCAAGAAAUGUGCUUUCAGAGUGAUUCAGGUUUCUCCCUUUCUCCUUGCAUUGUCUGGUAAUAGUAGGGAACUAGUAUUGGAUUGAAUAUUCUUCAUUUUCAGAAACAUCCCUCUGUUCUUAAAAGUACUUUUUGGAACCAGCAUAAUGUUUGAAGACUGAAGCAGGCUAAGAGGCCCCGUUGAAGGAAUUUGAGGGUGCUCAAGAUGUUCCCAGUAAUUUCCAGCCCUCGUCUUUGGUGGGGUAGGCUUCAGAAGAGAAUCUGCCUGAAGCAGCCAGUGCUAAGCAGGCAGCACUUUCAGCAUAUGCACAUCCAAGUUGGAGACCGGGCUGAACUCAGCAGAACCUUCACACAGAGGGAUGUGGUUGUCUUCUCAGAAUUAACGGGGGAUGUCAACCCUUUGCAUUUAAAUGAAGAUUUUGCAAAACACACCAAGUUUGGAAAGACAAUUGUACAUGGAGUUUUGAUCAAUGGACUUAUUUCAGCUCUCCUGGGUACUAAAAUGCCAGGGCCAGGCUGUAUAUUUCUUUCCCAGGAAAUUAACUUUCCAGCUCCUUUAUAUGUUGGAGAAGUUGUUGUAGCUUCAGCAGAAGUGAAGAGGCUGAAGCAGUCCAUUGCUGUUAUUGCUGUGUCAUGCUUUGUAAGAGAAAGUGAAAAGACUGUUAUGGAAGGCUGUGUUAAAGUUAUGGUCCCAAAAGCUCCCAGUCCCUGAAAUACGUGUUUAAAGAUGCAAGGUCAGGCAUCAGUGUUACUGUUUUGAAGAGCUUCUGAGGAAAAUGGAUUGCUGCUAAUGGCCAGCAGACCCAGCAGCCCGCACUGGGGGGGCAGCAGGUAGUGAGGUGUUCACAUGUCCACUUUCCAAUUUGGCCUUAUGCUUCACACAGACUUAAGUGUAUUUGUCAUCUGUCUAGGUUUGUAAAACUGAAAAAAUAUUGGGAAAGUUAUCAUUUAGCUCAAAGUGCUACUUUUAGGAUUUCAAACCUAGUUAAAUUUGCAUUUGGAUAACACAAACCUACCUAUGUCUGUAUAGAAUAAAUUUCUCAGUGAAUUUAUAGCUAACUAGCAUUUAAUUAUUGAAGACAGCAGUACAAGUUGGGUCAUCUUUGAACACCUGUCUUUUACCAGUAAAUAUUCUUAGGUACUGUUCUUCAGUUUGUGGGUCAGAGUUUUUAUAAUUUGUUACUGUUACACCAAGAUGGUGUCUUGCUUAACCUUCAAGUGGUACUUGCCUUUCAGGUGGUUUUUCUCUUGUCAGAGAAAGAUUUAGACUCAUUUAUGUAAAUAAACCCUUGGUCUAAUCUAUAAAAUGGGGGUAAUAACACCUGCCACACAUUAUUGUUGGCGAUGAUAGAUAUAAAUAGCAAAGCACAAGGCGUGCUGUGUAAACAGUAGCUACUACUAUUCAUUCUCCCCUGUGAAUGAGGUUAGAGGUUUUCCUGAGUUUAAAGCUAACUGGCCCACAGGUAAACGAGGCCAGUCCUUCAAGAUGUCAGUCAGUUUUGUUAUUCUAAACCUGGAAUAGAUCUUGAGUGCAAAGUUUCUAUUUUAGCAAUCUAGAUUGUUUUCUCCCUUGAAAAUAUUGUGAGUUUCCCCCUUUAUGUAAAUAAUAUAUACUUAUUGCUUAAAAAAUUAUAAGAAAUAAAAAGUAUAAGGAGGCCAAGUUCUUAAGAGUUGGGGGACAUUGAAGAGAAAAUGUGCCUGAUAUGUUAGUAUUCAAUGGUCAUCCCCACCACAGCUAACCCUUUAAAGAUAAGAAUCUGUAGUAGAAUAUACAUGUGGUCCAUCUGUGCUCUGUGGCUUUAGAUGGCUCUGGCCACAGCUAGAUGCUUUGAUCAGGAAGGUAAGAUCAAGUGUAACUGGUUGGAUUAACCCACAUUUCCUGGAGAAAGGUUUUUCCUCCUGCUAGAUCAGUAAAUAGAUUUUUAUUUUUUUUUACACUAAGGGGGAUCCAUUAAAUAGAAUAUUUGAUAGAAUUAUUCUAGUCACUAGGGGGCAGUGGUGUGUAUAAAGUGAGUAUUUUAAACCUGUUUAAUAUUGUACCAUACUCUAGUUUGUGAUUGAGAUGAAAAUGACCAAAAUCAACGUGAGAAACAAGGAUUCCAUUCUUGUGCGUUUCUGAAUGGUCAGCAUUCACAGGCUCAGAUCCACCAGGAAGAAGGCUUGCUGGUAGGUAAAACACUACACAUGUUGAUGGUUUGAUAUAACGUUGAAAAAAAUGGGGAACUUGCUCAAAAUACAGACUUGAAGCCCUAUUCAAAUUCUCCUACAGAAGCAUUCCCUGUAGCUUCUCAGCAGUCCUGAAGUAUGGAGUGUGAUAUUGUCAUUAAUACUAAUAGCUACCAUUUAUUUCUUUCAAUACCUGAUGAGCCAAUUUUCUGCAUUAACUAAUCCUUUGAACAACUUUGUGAAGUUAAACAUGUCCCAUUUUAUAGGCAGGGAAACAGACUUGCUGUUUGACUUGCCCAGGGUUAUACAGCUAGUGUGCAGUAGAGCUGGGAUUCAAAGGAGCCUGCCUGGCUCCAAAGCAUUUCUUUUUUCAUCACCCUAUGUGUCUUACACUGUUCCCAUUACUAGAGCACUGUCAGUUUCUAUAACAGUAUCUUUUUAUGUGGCAUUAAAGUAUUUGGAAACAUCAUUCUAUAGAAUUUUGUUGUUGUUUUCAGAAUGUUCUAGAUCUUAUCCCCUGCUACAGUUGUAGCAUUUUCCUAUAUACUGUUACUUUAUGGCUUCUACCUAUACCUGUUCCUACCCUUUUUCUAUGUUGACAUUCAGUGAUUAUUUGUCUUCAGAGCAGAAUUACUUAAAUAGUUAUCCUAAAGAUGAAAAAAUUUGUGCAAGCUAAGCAUGGGGGGGUGUGAAUGUCAGAACUGGCUGUUAGCUGAUUUAUAUUGUGUAACUCAAAUGUAUUUUCUCAAGCUCAUUUCCUUUUUUUUUUUUUUAAAUGCUCCCUAGGUAUCAUGGUCUUUGAUCUCUGUAUAUCAGUAGAAAGUUGAAUAGACGAGUAGCAAGAAGUUAGGGAUGCUUCUCUGUAAAUGAUAAUUUGUUACUUUUACUCAGAGCCAGGAUUCUCAAACUAUCUUUGUUAAAGCUGGCAAUAAGGAAAA